Molecule: messenger RNA, 1323 nt
Organism: Dictyostelium discoideum AX4
Lineage: Eukaryota; Evosea; Eumycetozoa; Dictyosteliales; Dictyosteliaceae
Exons: 1
Coding region: 1-1323 (440 amino acids)
Source: RefSeq, a predicted model, not a curated record
AUGGUAAAAUCAAUUAUUUUUAGAAAUGAUUUAACAAUUGAAUUUAUUGAAUCAAUUAUUAAAGAUCAACUAGAAUUACCAAAACAAGAUUUAGAGAAAAUCAAAUUGAUUGAAUUUAAAAUUCAAGAAAAAUUGUUAGAAGGUGGUUUAAUGGGUGAAAUAUCAAGAGUUUAUUUAAAAUGGGAUAAUAAGAAUGUUGAUAACAAUGAUGAUGAUGAUGAUAGUUUAUCAUCAAUUUCAUUACCAAAUUCUAUUGUUAUUAAAUCAAUUAAAAACGAUAGUGCUUCAUGUAUUGUAUCAUCACUUGAAAGUAAAACAUAUAGGGAAGCUGAAUUUUAUCAAAAACAAAUGAAAUCAAAUAAAGAAAGUGGUAUGAAAUUUGAUUUUUUACCAAUAAUUUAUUAUGCAAAUAAAAAUAAUGAAACUGGUGAAUAUUCAAUUAUAAUGCAAGAUUUAUCAGAAUAUGUAUCGGCUUGUAAAGUGAUGGGUAAUCAAUGUUGGGGUAAAGUCCAAGGUUUGAAUCUAGAUUUAUAUGAUCCAUUUGAAAUUGUAAAGAAAUGUUUUUUAGAGACUUCGAAAAUUCAUAUAGAAAAUUGGGGAGAUUGUAAAAAACUUUUAUCAAAUCAAUCAAAUUCUUGGUUAAAAGAUUUCGAUAUUUAUCAAGGUAAUGAUUGUGGUAAAGAAGAAUGGGUCAAAAAGAAUUAUCAAGUUUUGAAAUCAACAUGGGAAGAAAAGACUUUACCAAUUAUAAAGAAAAUACAAGAACAAUAUAAAGAAACAUCACCAUUAAUUAAUGUUGAUCAAGUUUUGAAAGUUAUUGAAAUUUAUUUUAAUCAUUAUUUAAAAUGGGAACAAUUCAAAACAAGAAUUGAUACAAGUAAUGAAAAGAAUGCAUUCUCUUUAAUUCAUGGCGAUUUUCAUGCUGGUAAUGUUAUGGUGCCAUUGGUUUUAGAUGGCGUUGAGCAACAACAACACAAUAAAAAUGAUAAAUUAUAUCUUUUAGAUUUUAGUGAAAUUGGUUUUGGUUGUCCUUUCUCUGAUAUGGCUCAAUUUAUAAUUAGUAAUUGUGAAAUUAAAUUUAGAAGAGAAAAUGAAGAAAAAUUAUUUAAAAUUUAUUGGAAUAGUUUGUUGGAGUCUGGUAUUGAUUUAGGUAAUUUCCCAUUCGAUUAUAGUUUUAAAAUUUAUAAAAGAGGUGGUAUUGAUAGAUGGAUUAAAAUUAAUAUAUUAAUGAGUCCUCAUAUUCCAGAAUUUGCAUUCAUUUACUUUUUUAAUCAACUCUCUACCUUUGUAAUGGAUCAUUAUUCAAAUGAUUUAUUUAAUUAA